AUGAAUGGCCGGGUCGUCGACCCCAACAAACAGUCCAUUAUUGUAGAGCUCCUACUCAUGAAGAAACAACAGGCCCGACAACAGCAGCGCAUCGAAAAUAUCAGGCGUUUAGUGGAAACGGCAGAGAAAUUUAGGAAACGAAAAAUAUCCGUACAAUUAGUAAAGGAUCUGUUGUUCACAACCACUCCUGAGAUGGCCGACGCUCUCAUACAACAGGUUCCCGAAGAUGAUCAGUACGACAGUAUGAAAGCCUCGUCAGGCAUUUGCGCUAUACUUUGACACCUCCUUCACAGCUACCGGCGGUCGCACACCAAACACCCCCUCAAACACCCCCUCCCGGAGCUAUUCAUCCCAAGCAAUGCGCGUACAGUAUGUCUACAUAAUUGAUGGCAAAGUGGACGUACUCUAUGCGAGAAAUUUCCAGAAACAACUCGUUUCGUCAGUA
This is a messenger RNA of Medioppia subpectinata, 445 nucleotides long. Lineage: Eukaryota; Metazoa; Arthropoda; Arachnida; Sarcoptiformes; Oppiidae. The record is from the annotation of a GenBank genome assembly.